AUGGUAAGGCAAUUCCUCCUCUCAUCGAUCACUCAACAAGUAUUUGUGGCCGAGGAGUGGUGUCGCGACAACCGUAAGUUAGCUGAAGCUGAAGCCCUCUCUCGUGCCGAGGUGGAGAAGGAUUUGGGAGCCCUCAAGCAGGAGCACUGUGAGCUAUCUGAAAAGCUCAAGGAGGCUGAGUCAAGCGGUAAGAGUGCUGAGGCUGGCUUAAAGACUACUGAAAGGCAAGCCGAAGAUCAAUGCCAAAAACUGUACGUGACUGAGACCAACCUUGCUACUGAAAAGCAAGCUGUAUUGGAUCUCAAGGCUGCGUUGCAGAAAGCUCAAGAAGAGGCCCGGCUUGCUAAGGAAGCAGCUCAGUUAGCCAAGGAAGCAGUUGAGGCCGAGAAAAAGGCUGCCUACCAGCUAGGGGCGGAGGAGAUUGAGGCAAGACUCUCUGAGGAGCUGCCGGAGGUAUGCAGGGAUUACUGUAGUAUUUCAUGGGCUCAGGCCCUUAAUGCAGCAGGGAUCCCUGCAGACUCUGCCUUGAGACUGUCUCAGAACGUUUUCUUCCCUCCUAAGAUCCAGGAGUUCCCUGCCGAUGCCACCGAAGUUUUCGAGCAGCCCACGGCUAUUCCUGAUGCCAUCCCCCUUACUGAGAUUACCAGGGGCUCUGGUCAGCUCACCGUCCGGGCUGUGGAUGUGGAGGAAGAGAAGGGUAAAGGUAAGGGUAAGGGAAAGAAAAACUCCUCCAAGGCCAAGGAUCUUACUAAGGAUGCAAUCAGUGAGGCUGAGGAUCUUGGAGCAGGUCCCCAAGUCAAGGACGUCCCUCCUCCUCAGCCAGAGCAGAAAGAAGAUCCUCCUGCUGAGCUUCGGCUUGCCCGUUUCCCUGGGGAUAGGAUGGAGUGGAAUAUCGGUUUGUGA
Molecule: messenger RNA, 903 nt
Organism: Quercus robur (English oak)
Lineage: Eukaryota; Viridiplantae; Streptophyta; Magnoliopsida; Fagales; Fagaceae
Exons: 3
Coding region: 1-903 (300 amino acids)
Source: RefSeq, a predicted model, not a curated record